AUGUCACCGGUCAACUUAAAACUUCCUACCUAUUACAGAAUGGAGCACAUUUUUCGAGUAUCAGAAGUCCUGUACGUGGGCCUGUGUUGUAGAUUAGGGACUCCUACAAUAGUGAACCUCAGGAGGGAGGUGAUGGACAUGGAAUUAAUGAUCCAAACAACAGCAAUGAAACGUCAUGGAACCAUGUUUACGAUCAGUGGAAGUUAUAGAGAAGGAUUCAGGUUCAAAUCCUCAGACCAAGAUACCAUGGUCUGGAAUCCAUCUCAUAAACUGAUUUAUGAGAUGUCUCAAUUCAAAGACUUCGAUGCUUCCGGCCUGGAUGUCAUUCUCAUGGAACAUUCCGGAACACCUCCUGGAUUCUAUUGGCCCCAAACAGCCCUUGCCUGGGUUGCUAGAUGUCAAGAAAAGGGAUGGCCGGUGCAGAGUGUACUGAAUGAAAUAACAUCUACCGGAUGUCACGUUAUACCAAUUGGAAGUAACGUAAGCUGUGAUGAGUAUGCAUUGGAAUGGAGACUUUCAUUUUCUCAAGCAGAACAAAUAUUGGUUUAUUCAAUGAACCACACUCAAUUUCUGUGCUAUGGAGUUUUGAAGAUCUUUCUGAAAGAGGUAUUGAGUUCAACGAACCAAGGAUCCCUAAUUUGUUCCUAUUUUCUGAAGACCAUUCUAUUCUGGGAGAUUCAGAACGACCCUGACAGCUUAUUUUGGCGUCCAUCAAAUUUAUUGACUUGUUUCUGGGUUUGCUUUAAACGCUUGUGUAAGUGUGUUCUUGAUUCAAAUUGUCCAAACUUCUUUAUACCAGAAAACAACAUGUUCAGACUCAAAAUAGUCGGUUCUCAACAAGAGGCGUUGAUAUCUCAGCUGAAUCGUUAUUACGAAAUGGGUGUGGCCUGUCUGUUCCUCGGUCCUACUUUUAUGACCAUUCUAGAGCCUGCAUUGAGUAGUCCGUCAUUUGUGAUACCAUCCUCAGAGGGAGAUGUCAUGUCGCUCAGAGGUCUAGAUCAGAAUUUUAGGAAUGAAUUAUUUAAACGACAAAAAGUACCACAAUCAAAAGAAGACUGUUUCAUGAUAUUGAAAUCGAUCCCAAGCUUAGUACAGCUACGCCUCUCUCAGUUCCAGUCUUUGGCAUUACAGCAUGCUACAGCUAACAUUCUUGUCCAGCUGGCCUUUAUACUUGCUGAUUACCCUGCAUCCCACCAAAAUAAAACUUUCUACAUACAAGACAGACGGAUCGUCAACGUGCUGAGACUGUCUUCAAGGUUCGGUCCUGUGUCUCAGUUACUUUAUUUAGGUGUAUAUUACUACAGAACAGGUCGAUAUAACAAAGUUCUCAGCAUUGCUGGAAUUUGUCAGAAGAGAUUUUCACAACCCUUUGUCUUGCACUUUGAUAAUUUAAUGAGACAGCGAUAUUUUGAGAGUGUCGGUAUGCAUUCUUUGGGUCAACGUAUGAGGGAAGGCUGGAUGUCGUAUAUUAACUUUUGUAAUUCAAUAACUUUUCUUGCAGAAUUAUAUUUUGAACAGCAGGAAGGCACUGCAACAGUACCUAUCCCCCCAUUUGUGUUGAUUCACAUGUUAUGUGUGUUGUGUCACUUCAGACUUGGUGACAUGUCCAACUGUCUACAGUCACUGACAGACCUACAGACACUUCUGCUCUAUGAUGACGGAAUGUACGUGCCUUUCGAUAUCAGGGACAUUUCUUGGCAGAUACUGGGGAUCUGUCAGCAUGUUGCAGGGGAUCUACAGGGGGCGUUACAGUCGUAUAGAGAGUCUCUGAGACAAAAACCUCGUCAUAGAAUACAGAGAGCUACUGGAAUCAGAAUUGGACUGGUUCUUCAACAGUUACGCGAAAGAUACUAGUAAUUGAAAUGACAGAUAAAAUUAAAUUCAAUUACAUUUCUGACAUGUUUGCUUUCUUGGACUUACAAAUUUUAUUCUCUGCAUAUAAAACUUAAAGAUAUA
Molecule: messenger RNA, 1956 nt
Organism: Magallana angulata
Lineage: Eukaryota; Metazoa; Mollusca; Bivalvia; Ostreida; Ostreidae
Exons: 3
Coding region: 1-1854 (617 amino acids)
Molecular function (GO): protein binding
Source: RefSeq, a predicted model, not a curated record